AUGACACAUGGUUUCAACUGCGUCAAGGAAAUGCUGUUGCCAGAGAUUGCGGAGCGGUUCCAGUCGUCGGGCUAUAACGCGCUCAUAUAUGACCCGCGAAGCAUUGGAGACAGCGACGGGCUGCCCAGGAACUACAUAAACCCGCUGCAACAGGCCGAGGACCUCUCAGACGUCCUGACACACGUGGCGACGUUUCCGAGUGUCGACGCCAACCGCAUCGUGCUCUGGGGCAUGUCCUUUGGCGCGACGGUGAGCGCCUGCUCGGCGGCAGUGGACCGGCGUGCACGGGCGGUUGUCAUGGUGUGUCCGAUAUUCAGCUUCGUGCAGCCGUCGAAGCGGGAGCGGGCCUUUGCGCAGCUGAUCCGCGACCGGGAGUCGCAGCUGCGCGGCAACGAGGCCGUCUCGCUGCCGCCCUUUAACAGCCGGGGCGAGAACCCCAUCGGCAUGGCCGGGUCGGGGGGGCCCGGCGGGCUCGAGGCCUACGAGUUUAUGCGCGCCGUCGUCGACCGCGGGGCCCCGGGCUUCCGCGACCGCGUCACGCUGCAGACGUACCGCAACCUGGCCGUCUUCCGCCCCGUGGAGCUGCUGGACAUGGUGCGGGCGCCCGUCAUGAUGGUCGUGCCGGAGCUGGAUGAUAUUUCGCCGGCCCAGGAACAGGAGGAGGCCUUUGAGCGGUUUGGGAAGCAGCAGCCCAAGACGACGCUGUAUCGUGCCGCAGGCAAGGGCCAUCUGACGGUGCUCAGUGGGGAAGGAUCUGAGGAAAUCCUGGAUGCCCAGGUGGACUUUAUCAAGGAGGCAUUAGAGGAAUGA
Molecule: messenger RNA, 810 nt
Organism: Hirsutella rhossiliensis
Lineage: Eukaryota; Fungi; Ascomycota; Sordariomycetes; Hypocreales; Ophiocordycipitaceae
Product: alpha/beta hydrolase family domain-containing protein
Exons: 3
Coding region: 1-810 (269 amino acids)
Source: RefSeq, a predicted model, not a curated record